This is a messenger RNA of Nelumbo nucifera (sacred lotus), 654 nucleotides long. Its product is annotated as putative fasciclin-like arabinogalactan protein 20. The record is from RefSeq and is a predicted model, not a curated record. Lineage: Eukaryota; Viridiplantae; Streptophyta; Magnoliopsida; Proteales; Nelumbonaceae.
AUGGCUUCCAGUCCCCAUCUUCUCUCCAUUUUGUUUCUUCUCUUCCUCUCAUCGUUCUGUGUCUCACCUAUCUUGGGUACUUCUGUUACUGCCGCUGCUCAUCGUGUGGAAGGAGGAAUAAUACCAAUCGAGAAGAUCAAGAAUGCUCUCUCGAAUGCCAAUUUCUUUACCAUGUCCUUGACUCUGGACAUGGCUCUCAACACCACGAUCCCAUCUGAGUUCUUCAACAGCAACGAUAAAACCAUCACCAUAUUCUGCCCCUUGGACAGAGCGUUCAUGUCUCCAGGCUUCAAGUACGCAGGCCCUCCCUUGACCUUGCUGAGAUACCACGUUGCACUGGGGAAGUUCGACAGGGAGGCUUUGGAUUCACCGAAGCUGCACUGGUCUAAGGUCGAAACCUUGCUUACUGGGCAUGCUCUCGUUGUCACUUCAGUGAAUGGACGGGCAUCCAUCAAUGGCGUCAGCAUCACACAUUGGAAUCUAUACAAUGAUGGGCACGUCAUUGUUCAUGGCGUGGAGGAAUUCUUUGAUCCUGCUUUUCAGACUAUUUGGUUUCCUCAGUAUGAUGGUGGAGUUCCGAUCAACAUUAAUGACGAGUCCGUUACCGUGGGUUCUAGAAACGUGGUGGAUUUUCUUCUUAAGCUGAUAGAGUGA